AUGGGUGUGUUUGGUUCUCGUUCUUGUUCAGUUGCCUGCCUGCGAAACCAAGCGACGUCUCUUGGCGUCCUCUUCGCCGCGCGCGCCAUGGCCGGCAAGAGGCCGGGAGACGCGCCGGCCGGCGACACGGCCGCCAAGAGGGCGAGAACCGCCGCGCGCCGGCAGAAGACCACCGUGUCGGCGCGCCUCCGACGCUCGGAGACGAAGCACGACACCUACGUCGUGCGCGUCGGCGCCAGCCGCGUCGUCGCCACCGUGACCGCGCGCCCCGCCGUGGCGCGCCGGUGGGUGUUCUCCACGCGGUGGCGCCACGGCCGCCGCCUCCGCUCCGGCGCCGGGCUCACCGUCGCAAUGGGGGUGCAGUGGACGCCGCCGUCCCGCGCGCUCGCCGGCGGCGCCGAGCCGCGGCCGGGCACGCUGCAGCUCUGCGUGGGCAGCCGGUGCCUCGUCUUCCAGGUCGCUCAGGGCAACGCCUUCCCCGCCGCGCUCCGGCGGUUCCUCGCCGACGGCGGCGUGGCGGCGUUCGUGGGCUACGGCAUCCGCUCCGACUGCCGGAAACUGGCCGCUCACCAUGGCCUUCAUGUGGCGUGCACGCGCGAGCUCCGCGCCGUGACCGGCAUGGGCAGCUCGUCCAUGGCGCGCAUGGCGGAGGAGCUCCUCGGGCUCGCCGGAAUCAAGAAGCCGGCGGCGGUGGGCAGGAGCAGGUGGGACGCGCCGAAGCUGUCCAAGAAGCAGGUGAAGUACGCGUGUGUCGACGCCUUCCUCUCCCACCGCCUCGGCGUCCAUGUCGGCGCCGCGCCGCCGUCGACCUCUUCUUCCGACUCGGCGUGAAGCAGAACAAGGCCAAGUGAUAUGAUAUCCAAGUAAACCUAUGCCGAUUUAGUUAAUAAUAAUAAUUGCUACUCUAGUGGUAAAAUAAGUGUAAGUGUAAGUGAAGAAUAAUUUGAUGUAAUUGU
Molecule: messenger RNA, 956 nt
Organism: Oryza sativa Japonica Group (Japanese rice)
Lineage: Eukaryota; Viridiplantae; Streptophyta; Magnoliopsida; Poales; Poaceae
Source: RefSeq, a predicted model, not a curated record